AUGGCAAAAAUAAGACAUACAUUGAUCUAUGGCGACAAGGGCGAUAAAGGAGAUACAGGGCCACAAGGAUUACCAGGUCCUCCUGGUCCUAAGGGCCGUGAUGGUAAACCAGGAGUUGAAGGACCACCAGGCCCUCCAGGUCCGCCUGGUCCUCCUGGAUCUUUAUCGAGAUUCGAUGAGUGGACUUUAAGUGAUUCAAUGUAUCAAACUGGUUCAAGUGUAAUGGGUCCUCCCGGUCCAAUGGGUCGACAAGGUCCAAAAGGUGAUAGAGGUCUACAAGGCGAGAAGGGUAUUAAAGGUGAUUUAGGACACAAAGGAGAGUCAGGUCAUCGAGGAGGCAAAGGUUCUAAAGGUGACUCAGGGGAAUCAGGGCCUGCAGGACCAACUGGCCCCAUCGGACCGAGUGGAAACAAAGGAGAGAAGGGUGAACCUGGUGAAUGUCAACAAGCAGUUUCCUUGAGACACUCUCAUCGGUUCGAGAUUGACGAUCCUCAAGAUAUCGAAGAGUAUUCAUAUUCAAUAGUCGGACCAAAGGGUGAUAUUGGUGAACCUGGACCAAUAGGAACACCAGGCACGAAAGGGGAAAAAGGUGACAUUGGUUCUAAAGGUGAUAAAGGUGACCGCGGUGAUGAAGGACCAGAAGGUCAGAAAGGAUUAAAAGGUGAUCAAGGUGAGCGAGGUCCGAUUGGACCUCCAGGAGUAGUUGUCGAUGAAAAGGGAAUGGUCAUCAAAGGUGAAAAAGGAACCAAAGGGGAAAGAGGACGAAGAGGUAAAAAAGGAUUAACAGGUCCAAUCGGUCCUCCUGGUGCUCCUGGAACUGUUGAUAUAUCGCAAAUUUGGAAUCAAAUAGAGGAAAAGAUACAGAAACAACAGCUGGCUGGUCCGAUAAAGAGUGAAAUAAAGGGAGAAAAAGGAGAGCCUGGACUACCGGGACCACCUGGAAUUGUUCAAAAAGAGGAUGGUGUUGUGUACAUAACAGGCCCAAAAGGUGAACCGGGUCCACCAGGUAAGCCAGGAAUGGAUGGAUUUCCUGGUGAACCUGGUCUUAAUGGUGUUCCUGGCGAUCCAGGACUCAAAGGGGAUAAAGGUGACCAAGGUCCUCCAGGUCCACCAGGAAGCUAUGAUGACUUGGAAUCUGCUCUAAAGACAUUGACUUCAUUUAAUAGUCCUGUUGCGAGUCCAGGUCUUCCAGGCCCACCCGGUCCACCUGGUAAAGGCUACCCUGGAUCAGAAGGUCCACCAGGACCGAGAGGAUUUCAAGGUUUGCCUGGGCCACCAGGACCUCCAGGACCACCAGGAGAACUCGAUUUGUCAUGGCUUGAAAACAGUUUAGGUGGACCUAAAGAAGUAAAUCGAGAUCUGAAGGAUAUUAAAUCGUCCAUCAAACAAGCUUCAGAGAUAAUAAGAGGACCUCCAGGACCACCUGGGCCACCAGGUCCUCCUGGGUCAGCCGGACAAUAUGAUUCACAGGAUUAUAAAUCAACAGUCGUGCCUGGAGCUGUAAUCGUGAAAGAUAUGGCCUCACUGAGACGAAUGACAACUAUAAACUCUCCAGGAACACUUUGUUUCAUAACUGAUGAACAAGCACUUUUAAUCAGAGUCAAUGGAGGAUGGCAAUAUGUUUCUCUUGGAUCAAUGGUAGAGACAGAGUCUGAGAAUAGUCAGCCAACAACACCGCAAGUUGCAUUCAAGCCCAGAUUUGACCAAACACUGGACGAUAGGAUUGAAAGAACUCAGAAGAAACUUCGAAUGGUAGCUUUGAACCAACCAUAUUCUGGUGAUAUGCACGGUAUUCGAGGAGUGGAUUAUGAAUGUUACCGUCAAUCGAGACGUUAUAACUUGAAAGGAACAUUUAGAGCCUUUUUGGCCUCAAGGUUACAAAAUCUGGAUAGCAUUGUUCGAAUGCAAGAUGCAAAACUUCCGAUUGUUAACUUAAAGGGCGAGGUACUUUUCAAUUCAUGGCAUGAUUUGUUCAUUGGAUCUGGUGCUCCAUUCCUCUUCCCUCCAAGGAUAUAUUCAUUUGAUGGUCGGAAUGUGCUGGCUGACAGUAACUGGCCUCAAAAGUUGAUAUGGCAUGGUGCCAAUAAACGAGGAGCUCGAGAUGUCGAUUCAUACUGUGAUGCUUGGCAUUCCAACAACCAGCAAAAAUAUGGAUACGCAAGUUCCCUUCUUCAUGGUAAAUUAUUGGAUCAAGAAAAGCAUGAAUGCUCAAGUCAAUUUAUUGUGCUUUGUGUGGAAGCUACAAGUCAAGAAGACAAGCAAUUAGUCCGAGAUAAGCGCGAGAUUGACCCUAAAAUCGAUGAUGCAUAGAGUCACGGGUCUCUGUGGUUAAUCAAACGGAAAUAUCAAACAUUUAAAUCAAUAAUCAUUCCAAAUUUUGAGUUAUAUUCGAUCUGAUGAAGCAAUAAAAUUUUCUAAGUCUAAUAAACGAAUUUCUUUUGAUUAUUCGAA
Messenger RNA from Tetranychus urticae (two-spotted spider mite), 2451 nucleotides. The record is from RefSeq and is a predicted model, not a curated record. NCBI's taxonomy places the organism in Eukaryota, Metazoa, Arthropoda, Arachnida, Trombidiformes, Tetranychidae.